This is a messenger RNA of Phragmites australis (common reed), 642 nucleotides long. RefSeq lists its product as uncharacterized. The record is from RefSeq and is a predicted model, not a curated record. The transcript is spliced from 3 exons. Bases 1 to 642 code for a protein of 213 amino acids. Lineage: Eukaryota; Viridiplantae; Streptophyta; Magnoliopsida; Poales; Poaceae.
AUGGGGAUCAUGACAAAAGGCAUUGAAACUUCUACACACGAUAUGCCGUCAGCUUCACCCAAACCAGCAUCGAGGACUGGCUUCUCAAACAAGGAGUUCUAUGACAACUUCACCCCCUCCAUCAACAACGAACUGACAAUCGACCGAGUGGAUCUUGAUGAAGACCUUAUUGGUGACGACUCCAGUAAUGAGCAAAAGUUGGUAAAGGACGAGAGCGACAAGGCCAAAGGAAAGAAGACUCAGAUCAUGACCCAAAGAAGGGACUCCAGCACCAGCAGUAAUGAUGAUGACUCAGACUCGAUGUCCUAUCCACCAGAGGAGAUAAUUGCCGACCAUAUGUUCGGCGGCUCUGUGUCCUACAAGUCCAAGAAGCAAGACAACUUCCAGAUAGAGAAGAUUAUGUUUGAUGUGGUCGACUUCAAGAUGGCGUAUAAUGCCAUCUUGGGAGGACCGGCUCUGGCCAAGUUCAUGGUUGCCGCUCACUACGCCUACCAGUACAUGAAGAUCUCGAGGCUCGAAGGGGUCAUCACAGUUCAGGGUUGCCCCAAGAUAGGCCUUCGUUGUGACAAGUGCAGCCUCGACAUGGCUACUCAACACCAACCCGAUAAGGAAGCUAAGAGCUCAAAGAUCAAGGUGAACUAG